Messenger RNA from Fukomys damarensis (Damara mole-rat), 6118 nucleotides. It is a transcript of the gene Trak1, whose product is annotated as trafficking kinesin protein 1. The transcript is spliced from 13 exons. Gene Ontology annotation, molecular function: GABA receptor binding. Gene Ontology annotation, biological process: neurogenesis; endosome to lysosome transport; anterograde axonal transport of mitochondrion. The record is from RefSeq and is a predicted model, not a curated record. Gene Ontology annotation, cellular component: dendrite. The coding region runs from base 113 to 2086 and encodes 657 amino acids. NCBI's taxonomy places the organism in Eukaryota, Metazoa, Chordata, Mammalia, Rodentia, Bathyergidae.
CUCAGGGUGCGCUCGUGCCCAGUGAUCUGGGAGGGCAGGGAGGCAUGGCAGCGUCUCAGUUGAUGCCCACAGCGCCGUGAAGUCCCGUCUCCCCUCUGCACCGAUACUGACUAUGCAGAAAUUUAUCGAGGCGGAUUACUAUGAACUAGACUGGUAUUAUGAAGAAUGCUCGGACGUUCUCUGUGCUGAGAGAGUUGGCCAGAUGACUAAGACGUACAAUGACAUAGAUGCUGUCACUCGGCUUCUUGAGGAGAAAGAGCGGGACCUGGAGCUGGCUGCGCGCAUCGGCCAGUCACUGCUGAAGAAGAACAAGGCCCUCAGCGAGCGGAACGAGCUGCUGGAGGAGCAGGUGGAGCACAUCCGGGAGGAGGUCUCCCAGCUCCGCCAUGAGCUGUCCAUGAAGGACGAGCUGCUGCAAUUCUAUACCAGUGCUGCAGAGGAGAGUGAGCCCGAGUCCGUCUGCUCCACCCCGCUGAAGAGGAAUGAGUCGUCCUCUUCUGUGCAGAAUUACUUCCACCUGGAUUCUCUGCAGAAGAAGCUGAAGGACCUUGAGGAGGAGAACGUGGUCCUACGGUCCGAGGCCUGCCAGCUGAAGACCGAAACCAUCACCUAUGAGGAGAAAGAGCAGCAGCUGGUCAACGACUGCGUCAAGGAGCUCAGGGAUGCCAAUGUGCAGAUCGCUAGCAUCUCGGAGGAGCUGGCCAGGAAGACGGAGGAUGCUGCCCGCCAGCAAGAGGAGAUCACGCACCUACUCUCGCAGAUUGUGGAUCUGCAGAAAAAGGCAAAAGCUUGUGCGGUGGAAAACGAGGAGCUCGUGCAGCACCUGGGGGCGGCCAAGGAUGCCCAGCGGCAGCUCACGGCCGAGCUGCGCGAGCUGGAGGACAAAUACGCAGAGUGCAUGGAGAUGCUGCACGAGGCCCAGGAGGAGCUGAAGAACCUGCGGAACAGAACCAUGCCCAGCACCACAGCCCGGCGCUACCACUCGCUGGGUCUCUUCCCCAUGGAUUCCCUGGCGGCAGAGAUCGAGGGGACUAUGCGCAAGGAGCUGCAGCUGGAAGAGCCUGAGUCUCCAGACAUCGCGCACCAGAAGCGCAUCUUUGAGACUGUGAGGAACAUCAACCAGGUAGUCAAGCAGCGGUCGCUGACCCCCUCCCCCAUGAACAUCCCUGGCUCCAACCAGUCCUCGGCCAUGAACUCCCUGCUGUCCAGCUGUGUCAGCACCCCCCGGUCCAGCUUCUACGGCAGUGACAUGGGCAGCUUUGUGCUGGACAACAAGACCAGCAGCAUCAUCCUGGAGACCGAGGCUGCUGACCUGGGGCCCAGUGAGCACACCAAGAAGCCGGGCACACCUGGCACUCCGGGCACCCACGACCUGGAGACAGCACUGAGGCGGCUAUCCUUGCGCCGUGAGAACUACCUGUCGGAGAGGAGGUUCUUCGAGGAGGAGCAGGAGAGGAAGCUGCGGGAGCUGGCAGAGAAGGGCGAGCUGCGCAGCGGCUCCCUCACACCCACCGAGAGCAUCCUGUCGCUGGGCACCCACUCCCGCCUCUCAGAGAUCACCGGCUUCUCGGGCAUGUCCUUCAGCAGCCGCUCCUACCUGCCAGAGAAGCUGCAGAUUGUGAAGCCACUGGAAGGCUCUGCCACUCUCCACCACUGGCAGCAGCUGGCCCAGCCUCACUUGGGGGGCAUCCUGGACCCCCGGCCUGGCGUGGUCACCAAAGGCUUCCGGACCCUGGACGUUGACCUGGACGAAGUGUACUGCCUUAACGACUUUGAGGAAGAUGACACAGGUGACCACAUUCCCCUCCCGGGCCUAGCUACCUCCACGCCAGUGCAGCACCCAGAGACCUCAGGUGAGAGGUCCCGGGCUCGCGCGACUGUCCCAGGCAGCAGGAGCUCCCCCGAGGAGAUGCAGCAGCCGCCCGCGGCCGUGGAGGAGGAGGAGGGGUCUGGUGAGGGCGCAGCGAUCAGUCCCACAAGCCUGGCCCGGGCCCCAGAGGCCGAGCUCUGGGCUGUCCUCGCCUCUGUCCCCAGCACCAUCCGCAGUGGCUCCCUGUGUGUAGCUUCCGUGCGUCUGUGUGGGUGAUGGCAAAAGCGUCCCCAUUGUGUGGUGCUGUUUCCACCAAGUCAGAUGCCCCUGCACGCGCAGGGCAGCCCUGCCCAACUUGGCUCUCACGGCGGGAGCAGGAGAGGCUGCUAAAAAGGAGCAGUGUGGGCCGGUCAGUGCCCCUCUGUCUGGCGUGGCCAUUGUCUGAGGGCAGGUUCCUCAACGCCCUGGUCAGAGCUGUGCUGGGCGCAUGAGGGCAGUGAUGGGUGCUGGUCAGUACAUGGGGUGGGGACCACCUGGAUGCUGCGUUCACACGGGAAUGAGCCCAUGGCGCUGUCAGGGUUUCAGGUGGCACUCGAGCAGCCUUUGGCUUCCUGCCUCUGACUUACACAUGUCUGGGGGGAUUAAAAACGUGAUGAACCUGACACCCGAGAGAGACACAGUGGGGAGUCUGCUGAGCCGGCACCCCCGGCACCACAGUGUGAGCUCCGCUUGCAGGCACCCCGUGGCCUUGUGUUCGGUCCCUCGUGAUCCGUCUCCCCAGCCGGUACGCUCUGCCAUAGUGAGCUCUUGUGGGAGCAGACCCAGAAAAGAUGGGGAACCCCAGUGAUGUCACCCUCGUGGCAUUUCUAUCAUCGGGACUCUCAUCCUCGUGUCCCUAGUUUUCCUUUGUGAAAGCCACAGUGCCCGGGGAACCCUGGGCAGUGAGGAGCUGAGGCCCUGCAGGUGGACGGGGUCCUGGGACUCACUGUCGAGGUCACCCUGGGGCCACGCAGGGAAUAAAGCUGUCAUGGAGGACAGAGGCCAGAGGCACGGCAUGAUCCCUCAGCCUGACCCUUGCGCAGCCGCAGCCCAGGACCCAUUCCCGUCCCUCCCCACAGCUGCUGAUCUGGGCAGCACACAGGGCCAGGGCAGGCCAAGUGCUAAAGACAGCAUUCAGGGUUCCGCGUCGGGGAGGCUGGGUGGACCUUGCUUGUGCGUGGGUCUUCUCUCUGAGCGCUCCGCGCUGUCUCAGGGUUCGGCUCCUUCCCCCGUCAGAGGUGGCAGGACCAUCUGGAUGCUUGGUGUGUGAGAAGUGCUAUACUCUAACUGGUCCAGGCAUCCCCAUCGGUCCCAGUGCUGGGACUCCACCCCCGCACUCCGCCCACUGCUCCAGGCUUGCUCUGGGCCGAAGCCUGAGUCCCAGGAGCUGCCAGGGUGCAGCUGAGAAAUCCGAAGGAGAUUCUCCUUUUCCUUUGCAAAACGGGGGGAAUCGGGAAGACCGUGUACUUUUGCCUACUGUCAUGAGGGGAAAGGAUUUGAGCACUGAAAAAGAUUAUCAAUAUAUUUUAUGUAUUACUUGAAGCAUCAUUUGAUAAUUUUUUUAAAAUCCUGUUUAAAAAAAUGAUUCCAUGUUACUCUACUGUAAAUACUUUAGAUGAUUAAAAUGGAUUAAAACAACUUUUAAAUUAUAGUUUUACUUUGUUUCAGUGACACAUCAUAUGUGUUAACAUAGCACGAGGGCCGGGGAUUUAGCUCAGUGGUUCUGCUGCCUGCCUUGCAAGUGCAAGGUCCCGAGUUCAAUCUCUGGUACCAAAAACAAAAACAUAGUGCAAGGGUCAGAUGCAGCACUUCCUUGUCUUGGCCAGGCUCUGUGGGCUGAAGGCAUAAGGUCCCGGGGUCCAGCUGCAGCUGGCAGCUGGGUGAGCAGUUCAGCCGGAUGCCCUCAGAGACUGCGCAUCACGGGCGAGCGAGGUGGGCUGAAGUUGGGUCCACAGAAUGCGGAGGCCGUGGUGCUGAAGAGCACGUGGGGCUGCCCUGCAGAGCUGGCAGACACCCAGGGACACCUAGACCCUGGUCGGCAGGGAAGGAAAAGUCACCCGCGGGCACAUCGGGCCUGGAAAUCCCCUGAAUCUCCAUACCUGGGCCACCCAAGGAGCUGAGAAGGAUUCGCAGCUCCUGGUGCAUCCUGAUUGGACACUGAGGUCCUUGGUCUGUGGGAAGGCGGGGGACGCCUUCACAGAUGCCGCUGCUCUGCCCAAGGAGGGGGUGCGGAGGGGCUGAGUGGGGCUGGGCGCUGCCAUCCUGCCGUCUGGCAUGCUCUGGUCACCUGGGCCUCACUCCCACCCCGGUCGGGAAGCCACAACAGCCUGCGCUCCUGCCAGGGUCCGUGCAGCUGGAAGUGGGAGGCAAAGCUGUCGGCCGGGCAGCCCUGCUCCAGACCUCCGGCCUGAGCUGCUCAGCACCGCUUCUCGGGUGUUCCCUUGGGGCUCCGACUGGACUCUUCGCGUGGAGGGGCCUCACAGGAGCUCGCGGGUCGACCUAGUGGAGGCCAGGCCUGGGACUAGUGCUGCUGGAGCGGAUCGAAGGCCCCAGCGGGAGAGGCCUCCGCUGCCCAGCUAGGCCAGCCUACCGUCCCGUCAGCCAGAGGGUUGGCGCUGCCAUCGAGGACCCAGAGGCUUCUGCACUUGCCCGUGAUGUUUUGGCAGCACCCUAAAAGUCUCUUCUCUGGGCAGCAACCUGCAGCGAGCCCCUCUGUAUCAGGCUGUGAAAUUAUUCACCGCUAGAGUCACACACUUGUUAAGAUGAAACAGAUGCAAGGCAAAGAGUGGAUUUAAUUUUACAGAAGCCGAAAACAAAUUGUACAGAACCCAGAGAAAGAUCUGGUGAUGUUCAGAAAUCUCUGAGAGACAGAACCUGUCUGAGCUCUUGAUGUUUGAUCUCCGGGGUCCCGGUCCCCCUCAGAGCCACGACCACACCGGGGCUGUGUGAAGAAACGCUCAAGAAGCAGGGAAGGCGUUGCCAGGGUCUAAGAGCUUAGACGCGUCGCCUUGUAUUUAGUAGUGAAAGACGGCUUUUAUUACAAAAGGAAGGAACUGAGCUGCAUCGCUUCUCUGUAGCACUGGCUGAUGUCCCCACCCAGGCAGUAGCACCCGUCGGACCCGCACAGACCCUCACCCAGGCCUGCCUUAGGUGGGUUUCCAGGGUGCGUGUGGAGCUCUCUGUACGUGAACUCAUCAUAGAAAUUUUCCCUGGGAAGAUUCACAGGCGUGGUUACAUAAGAAAGUGGUAGAAAAGUCUUCAAAGCCUUUUUCUGUGCCCUGAUAAAGUGGUGCUGACAGGCGAGGAGCCAGCCUUCCCCUCUGCCUUUGCCAGAGGAGGCGCCUCAGUGAAAGCGCACACUGAUGUUCUUGGGCUGUGAGCUGGCUGGACGAGGCUCUGUCAGCAGCGGGAUGAGAAGACUGGGCCCUGGCGUCACCGGCGGUCCUGGUGAUGAUACAGGGCUGUGUGAGUGUGCGGGUAUCUGUUACUGAGUGUACAGAAAUGCAGGGCAAAUCCAGCCUCACGCCAGCAGCUUCACACUCAUGCUCAAGUUAAGAAAAGCAAAUAAAAUGGUCAGACCGUUUUCUCUAUUUCACACAAGCCUGCCACUUCUCACAAAGAGCAGAGAAAAUACAGAUGGCCCUCCAUGCAUCGCGAAGAUGGGUCCCGUUUUCCAAGAUUCUGAGAUGUACCUGAAAGACUUGACCUUUCUAGCAGUCGUUUCUGUGAGUUUAGAGGAAGACGCUUGGGCUGUGGCACGGUGGUGUCUCCACCCCGGGUGUGUCAUCUCCACGGGGAGGCCCCGCUCUGUGCGGCUCGCAGGGUUCCGAAAGGGCUGGGCUCCUUGAUGGCUUUCACAGAGGAAAGAGCCUGUGUCCUCCCAGCUCCCUCCCAGAGGACGGAGAGAGGGAGCAGCACUGGGGAGCAGGGUGCCUCAUGUGGGGCGGGCCCUGUCAUCCUUCAGCCCUGUGGAGCCCACGUCAGCGUGCACCUCCCCAGCUGUGGGCAUGGGCUGUGCUGGGCCCUCGCCACUGGCUGCCACCCACCCUGUUUCCCAUCAGUGCCAGUCAUCGCGGCCCAGAGGAGAGCUGGCACUCAGCACUGCCUCCCACAGGGCCCACUGCGGGUGGCAUCAGAGAGCGGGGACACAGGCCCUCUCCUGUGGCAUGUGGACUGUGGAGCAGAGAGCUCUGCGGGGAGCCUCCUGGAGUUCGCAGACCUCACGGCCUGGACAGGCAGUAUUGGUGGAGUCGCAGGCUUGUCGGUUUG